Molecule: messenger RNA, 3450 nt
Organism: Ustilago hordei
Lineage: Eukaryota; Fungi; Basidiomycota; Ustilaginomycetes; Ustilaginales; Ustilaginaceae
Exons: 1
Coding region: 1-3450 (1149 amino acids)
Source: RefSeq, a predicted model, not a curated record
AUGUCCGCCGUCGCCUCCAGACCCACCUCGAUCGCCAACUCGUUCUACGAGUCCGAAGGCAGGCCAAGCAUCGAGCCCACCAACAAGACUACAGAGCUCGUUCGCGCUAUCGGCAGAGAGCGACAGAAUCUCGUCCCAUCCUUCCGUCCACCCAGCAACUGGUCGCAACGUUCUGGUCACCACGACGUCGUCUGGACCGGCGAACUAGGUCAGACAACUGACCCUAACGACGACCAGUUCUCUGACGCCGAGAGCUGGGAUGGCGAAACGCAGGCAGGCUCCCACUCCGCCACCAUCGGCAGUCACGAUGCCACUACAAGUGUGUACGAUCACCUACGUCCCACCAGCGUCGGGAGCUCCAUCUUUGCCGGACGCGGAGCUAAGCCCAACGGCAGGCGGAGAGAGGCACCACCGCCUCUUCCCAACAUACCCGCCUCAAGCCAAUACCCCCAGAAUGGCCAGUACCUCGGCAGCAACGCGGCUGGACUUUUCAGUCCCUCAGCUCAGAGCAUGCUCAGUCCACGAAGCGAUGCUAGCGGGUUCCAAAGCGGCAGUCAGUACAGCGGCUACGGUGGUAGAGACGAUGCAGCUGAUAAUGUCGACCUUGCCAAUGCGUUCGACAUGCAACCUGCAGCACAUAAGCCUCGAACUCCCAAGAUGACCUUCAACGACGAUCAAGACGACACUCUGGAAGCAGACCGAAGCCUACAGUCUCUCCCUUCCCGCAACUCGUCCAGGAUGCCACCCCCUAUCCCCGUCAAAGCAGCAUCCAGAAACAGCAAUGAGUCGCUGCAUCGUCAAGCUUCGACUUCGGCCUCUGGCACUAGCCCAAAUCCCUCCACUCGCUCCGUAUCGAAGAGUAGUCCAGUAAGACUGGCUGAUGGCACCCUCGUGCCCAAGAUGCCUCCAGUGCCACAAACCACCAAUCUGUCACGAUCACCAAAGGCCAAGACAUGUCGUGACCAUUCACCCAUCCUCUCCUUCGACGGCGGAGCAGCCGAGGAGGAAAAGAUGCUUGUUGCACUUCAGGACAAGCUCGCCAACGAUGCCCGCCGGAUCAGUACCCUCGGUCCGAAGGUUAAGAAGAACGCACCGGCCCCAUGGGAGCUCGGUGGAGAGGACCUUGCCACAACAGCUGGUCGUCCAUCUUUGCGUGACACCCUGUGCCCAAGUGCAGAGACGUUCGAAAAGCCCUUCUCUAGAUUCAAGUCAAGGCCAUCGGUUGAAAGCUCGCACAAUGGUGGUAGAAGCCCCCACCCUGCCCACGUCCCGUCAGGUCUCGGCAUGAGCUCCCAUCCGAGCAACGCAGAUUUGCUCGAGGAGGAAGCUCAGAAGGGGGGUGAUGCGACGUCCGUGUUUGCAACGCAGCGCUCACAAUCUAAGAGCGUCUCGAGUAGUGCUGUUGGUAUGUUGAAAGGUCUAGGUCUUGCUGGCGCAGCUGCACCCGCCUCCAAGAAGGGCAAGCUCACAAAAGCAUUGCGCCUUGUCGGCGGCGGUGGCAGCGGUGGUGGCAACGACGAUCGUCGACCGGCUUAUCCACAUUCUGCGCCGCUCGCGGAACUUCCUGCGGCAGCCAGCUUCAACCACGCCAGCUCGAGUCCCGUCCCUCCCAUGGACUUCGCAGCAGCUGACUUGCCUCAAAGCCGUUCGACCCGCACCAUCAACAACGCCAACUGCAUGCCACCAGUCACCAAGAGCCAAGCUGAUCUGGCCAACAUGAUCAUGUCCACCAAUGCCAAGUACAGAGACCAAGCUCGAUCACCGCUUAUUCCAUCGCCGAAGCAUGCCAACGGGACGCUGCCUUCCCCGCAUUUGGGCGGUGUGCGCUCUUUGGCAUACAAGGAAGACACACUGAGCCCGACGGACAGCAUCAGCUUCGCCAUUGAACAGGCACAACGCUCCAGCUCGUUUUCGUUGGAGCAAUCGCGAUCUCGCACGCCUCCCAUGCGUGAGAUGAGUGUCGCCUCACACUCUGAUUUCAGCGGCGAGGACUCGACACGAGGCACCAGCAGCCUGGAAGGGGAGAACGCGAUUGCAUCCACACCAGCAGAAGGCGAAUCGACUCCGGUCGGUAAGGCUGCAGCUGCGCGUGGCCGAGCUGGCUCGCCAACAGGUGUGCCUCAAGCUGGCAUGAUGUCAGCUUCGUUCAGUCAGACUUCGGGCAGUCUUCCGCUUCCCGGUAACAUCGAAGGCGUUACAUACAAGCUCAUCUCACUUGAACAAGCCCGCGAACAGGCGCGACAGAAGCAGUCUGAGUGGCUCGCAUCUUCCGGUGCGUCGAAUGCAAGCAAGACAUCACCUUACCUUGCAGCUGGCGAGUCGAACCACGACGCCCUCGCCAUGUUGAGGGAUCCUUCCAGCGAUGGUGGUCAGUCCAGCAUGCGCCUGCUCAAGAACAAGAAGAGUGGCUUCCUCAUGCGCAAGCUCAAGAAAGGGAAGGGCGUCAGUGUCGACUAUGACGGCCUCUCGACUUUCCCGCAGAGUGACAGCAGCAAGGAUUUUAGUCGAUCGAGCAAGUCGCCCAUGCCAUCAUUCUCGCUUCAGGAUGAAGAAAGCGACCAACUCAAACCUCUGAUCUUGACCGAGAAGCCUGCACUGCAGAUUCGGCCCGUCUCGUCGAUGUUCUCAGGCUUUGCGGCCGACCUCUUGGACGUGUCUGCACUUUCCGAGGGUCAUUUGCGCGAGGCUUCAGGUGGCUCUACAGCCAGCUCAACAGGGCUGCUUGCACCUCACAGUCCAGCAACACCUUCGUUCCGAACACCCUCGCCUGUCUUCUCAGAAGCCGGUCGCUUUGCUUCCACCUCGUCUCCGUACAAGCCCGAAUUGGCCGAAAUUCGAGCGACACCUCACGGAACAGACUUGCCCGGCCCCAGAGUGCCGGACUCUGCCAAUAGUAACUGGAGCGGUCACGGUGGAGCUAGCAGCAACAGUCGCUUACCCAGCCUCGACGCCGGAGCAAGCAACUCAGACAGCCAAUCGCAAUUCCACUCUCCUAUCAAUUCUCCCCUCACUCCUUUGUUCGAUCGCUCGGUUCAUCCACCUCCCAACGAUACGCCUUCAGAACCAGCAGCGGAGACAGAAGCUGCCACGGCAGCUCUCUCUCCACCAGCUAGCCCCCAGAUCCCCAUUCCAGAAGAGGUGCGUCAACGUGCACGAGAGAUCGAAGCUCAGAUCCAAGAACUUAGCAACGAACUUCACGACCUGCGUGUCAAGCAUGUCGGUCAAGGCACUGCGCCCAGCUUCAAACCCACAGAGGAGGUGGGUGAGAAGGAGAGGAGUGCUGUUGGCGAUUGUCCUGCCUGUGGCUGCGCAUGUGUCGAGCAGAGGAGACUGCAGAGUAUCAACGAGGCUGCCGUGCUGAAGGGCAUCAGUGUGCUGGACAGGGGGAGGGCGUUGAAGUGUUCGAAGAUGGGAGAUGUUGGCAAGUUUGGGGGUUACACGAAUCGCUGA